Microstroma glucosiphilum is the source of this 537-nucleotide messenger RNA. RefSeq lists its product as hypothetical. NCBI's taxonomy places the organism in Eukaryota, Fungi, Basidiomycota, Exobasidiomycetes, Microstromatales, Microstromataceae. The record is from RefSeq and is a predicted model, not a curated record. The transcript is spliced from 2 exons. Bases 1 to 537 code for a protein of 178 amino acids.
AUGAACGACGUCCUAGCCACUCUCCUCGCCCUCGGCCUUCUCUACCUCGUUGUCAAAUUCGCCUUUGGAGGUCCAGCCGCUUCCUCCUCUGCAGCAAACAAUCGCGAGCCAAUUCCAGCGCACGAACAGGGCAACGCAGCUGCUGCUCGACAGAGGGCAGUGGGAGGUGGAGCUGCUUCUUCUGCCACCUCUAGCAGCUGGAUGGGAGGGGGUGGUAGUGGGAAAAAGGAAACGCUCAUCUCGCGGUAUGGUCUAGAGGGACGUUUGGGACCCAGCCCCGGGACUGGACCUGAUUCGAGCGUCGAAAAAUCGCAGCAGGCUCCUUUGCCGCCUAGCAGUAGCAGCAGCAGCAGCAACAAAGGAAAGGGUAGGAUGCAGAAUGAUUUGGAUUGGAAGAAUGGGGCAGAGGGAAGACGGCAGGAGCUAAAGAGGAGAAAGGAGGAGAUGAUCCUUGAAGCAAGGAGAAAGCUGCUUGAAAAGCAACAGCCUAGGGGCUCCGUCAUGGAGAGCACAAAUACCACAUCCGCUACCUCGUAG